Neocloeon triangulifer is the source of this 2161-nucleotide messenger RNA. RefSeq names its product probable mitochondrial glutathione transporter SLC25A40. Lineage: Eukaryota; Metazoa; Arthropoda; Insecta; Ephemeroptera; Baetidae. Gene Ontology annotation, biological process: mitochondrial transmembrane transport. The record is from RefSeq and is a predicted model, not a curated record. The transcript is spliced from 7 exons. Bases 853 to 1953 code for a protein of 366 amino acids.
AUUAACGCUGGCACGAGCACUCAAGAGGUGUGAAAAGAGCGGUCAGCCUUCCGAAUUCCGACCAAGGCCGCUCAUCGGAAACGACCCUGCUUAACUUCGGACGGUUAAAAGCACGAUUUGGCAACUUGGUUCUCGCGGUCCCACCAGGCAAGGUCACGAUUUAGACUGGAAAGAAAGAGAUCAUUAGGGAAAAAUCGAGACCAGAAAAGUCUCGAAGGGUUCAGAUCUCGGUUUACUGCGAAUUCAGGGUUUCUCGAGGAGAAAGGGCCCCAGCUCACGGGGGCUCGGACGACGACCUCCGUGGCCACCCGAGGCUCUGACUUGAAUUGACAGCCAUUGCAGACUUUCUGCGCGCUCACGUCGGCCAAUUUUCUCGUUCGGACACCUCACCUGAAUUCAGCUUUUCGUAGGUCGCUCUCGGUGGUUCAGUGAAGCUGCAGUCGAGCGCCAACCGGCAUUCGGACGGACGGCCUCCGUGGUUGAGUGUCCGCAAAAGUCGGGACACCGUGUUUACAAACUGAACGAGCACCAGCCAGAAACUCAGCAGUCCGUGGUUCGCCAGCCAACUUUUUCGCUCAGCAAGUCAGCAGUUCGUCGUCGUUCGACCCUCCCACUUCUAGAUGGCAGUCGGUCACGUGUGGCGCGCCGACAGCGCCUCCACCGGCAGCCACACGUAAACCCCAAAACCCAAAACAAAUGAGAGGAACGAGAAACCAAACAUGCGAGCUUUGAGAGCUUCAAGUUCAUGCUCUGCAAAUUUUUAUUAUUGAAAUGUUACAUAAUGUGGAGUUACGGCAGGGUUGCUGAUUAAUUUUAACCAUAAGACCAUUUUAUUGAAGUCCAAGGUGAAAAAUGGAGCAGGACGACCCAAGAUUCCGAAUCACCCCCCUGCAGCAAAUGGCAGCGUCAACUAGUGGCGCAUUGAUAACUUCGUGUAUUGUCACUCCUCUGGACGUUGUAAAAACUCGUCUUCAAGCGCAACAAAAGGCCCUGUUGUCGAACAAGUGUUAUCUUUAUUGUAAUGGGCUAAUGGACCACCUUUGCCCUUGUAAUGGAAACGGACAAGGCCCCUCUUCUGUUGCUGCCAUGCUCAAGAAACCUACCCAUUUCAACGGAACCCUAGACGCUUUUGUGAAGAUUUCUAGAUUUGAAGGUCCGUCGACCCUCUGGAGUGGUCUCGGCCCUACCUUGAUCUUGGCACUUCCAGCAACGGUGAUUUACUUUGUGACCUACGAGCAGAUAAGAAAUAGGCUGCGCGCCUACGUUGCCAAACCGGGCGACGGUUUGGCACAGCAGCCACUUUGGGUAGCGCCUGUCUCUGGCGGGAUGGCCCGAGUCUGGGCAGCCAGCAUUGUGAGUCCGCUGGAAAUGUUGAGAACAAGGAUGCAGGCGCAGAAGAUGAGCUACUUAGAAGGAGGUAGGGCUCUUGGCAAUUUGAUGCAGCAGCAAGGAGUCACUGGGUUGUGGAAAGGUCUUGGCGCCACCCUUCUCCGCGAUGUCCCAUUUUCAGCACUCUAUUGGCUGAAUUACGAAACCCUGAAGUCAAAAUUUAACCAACCAGUGCCGACGUUUCAGUUCAGUCUCCUCGCUGGAGCACUUUCCGGCUCGGUUGCAGCUAUAAUCACUUUGCCAUUUGACGUGGUUAAAACGCACCAACAGAUUGAGCUAGGUGAAAAGCAGAUUUAUUCCAAUCCCCCGAAGACAGUGAACGGCCGAAAUUCAACAAUGAAAGUGAUCAAAAAGAUUUACAGCCAGAGUGGUGUUUCUGGGCUAUUUACGGGAUUGGUUCCAAGGCUAGUGAAGGUGGCGCCGGCAUGUGCCAUUAUGAUUGCUACUUUUGAGUAUGGCAAGAAGUGGUUUUACGAGCAAAACAUGGCUAUGUUUGAAAUGCAGAAGAGCAAAGCUAAUUUGCUUAUUGUGAAGACGGGCAACAAUCGUAAUCAUGUGCAGUGAUACAAGCAGUAAGCACUAUAUUUUAUAUGUUUAUGCAAAUCCAGGCGCUUCCAUCCAAAUUAAUUUGCUGCACUCACAUGCUUUUCGCCUGGUUAUGUCAGCAAAUUGUUAGACUAAAUGUGAUUUUUCUUUCCAAGACCUUGCUUAAAUAUUUUGUAAGUAGCUUUACUUAAGAUUGUUUUGAAAAUAAAUUAGACAGAUAGAACGA